CUCGUUGCCUGAGUUUGGUUCAUUGAACCGAUGGUUGUGUUUUUCUUCAUUCGUUGCUAUUCGGUAGAUACAGCUUGCGGAGGAACCUUCCAAUAUUCUGGUAUCUUAAUCUAACGAUGUUCGGAACGCGCGCGGAAAGGUUUUCAUCUCGCGAUUACUAGUGUACGCGAUGGGAUCAGACUCUUGGCUGCAUGUAAUUAAAAUCCGUUUGUGUAUAGAUUGGAUUCGUUUCAAUAUCGAUAAGAAUAGUGCACAUUACAAUCAUUUCAGCUGUGUUGAACCAUGCAAUGCCCAGUUACCAUUCAGUGAGUUACCCGCAAUUGCAAAAAUGCGCGAUGAAUACAUCGAAAAACAUCUGACAAAGUAGCAAACCUUUCGCGAUGCACAAGUUUUGGUGAUUUGCACUUUGCGUAGUUAAUUAAUGAGACUGACCACGUCUUCACAGACGUUAGAUUUGAUUCUGGUUUUAUAUCGAGGUUUCACAGACCCACUUGUGGCAGUUGAAAGACCAAAGAACCAGGAAUGACAAACAAAGAGCAUCCUCAAUGCAACGGCUCGCAGCCGCUGGCGAAUCUCAAAAAUGGCAUCAGCAACGAUGCAUUGUCCGUGUCCAGCUACAAGGGCUCGAAGGACAUACUGAACGUAAAGUUCAACAAAGCACCAGAAAAAGCUAACAACCUGAGCAAUACCAAACCAGUAUCAUACUUCCAGCUGUUUCGUUUCGCCACUUGGUGGGAAAUAGGUGGCACAAUUCUGGGUGUCAUAUUGGCGUCGUUUGCAUCGUUAGGGUUGCCCUACGGAGUCAUAUUGUACGGGGAGUUCACAACGCUGCUGGUGGAUCGAACCCACGGAAUAGGGAAGUCCACCGAUACAGCCAUUCUGUCGAUAUUCGGUGGUGGUCAAGUGCUAAUCAACGCCAGCCAGCAGGAGAAUCGCGAGGCUAUUCUGCGGGACGCCAAAGCCUUCGGGCUGGGCGUCGUUUGCGUGUCACUAAUACAGUUCCUAGCUGCUGCGCUGAGCGUAGAUAUGAUUAACCGAUCGGCUAUCCGACAGAUCAGCCGCAUCCGGACGCUGUUCCUACAGGCUGUCCUGCGACAGGACAUGACCUGGUACGAUCUGAAUAGUGACGACAGUUUCGCCGUUCGAAUCACUGAUGAUUUAGAUAAGCUUAAGGAAGGCAUCGGCGAGAAACUUUCCAUCUUUACGUACCUAGUAAUGUCGUUCACUAUAUCUGUGAUAUUCUCGUUUUUCUACGGGUGGAAGUUAACGCUUGUGAUUCUGAGUUGUGCACCGAUUAUCAUACUGGCCACCGCCAUUGUAGCUAAGAUGCAAAGCACGCUUACGGAAAAAGAAUUAAAGGCCUAUUCAUCGGCGGGAGCAGUCGCCGAGGAGGUCCUUGGUAGCAUUCGAACUGUUGUGGCGUUCGGAGGCGAACGGAAGGAGCAGGACCGCUACAAGGAGCGUCUGAGUGCCGCCGAGGUUAACGGACGAAAGAAGGGUCUGUUCUCGGGUAUCGGAGGAGGCAUCAUGUGGUUCAUCAUUUACUGUUGCUACGCUCUCGCGUUUUGGUACGGAAUCAACCUGAUCCUGGAUGAUCGCGGUAAGGAUGUGAAAGACUACACCCCUGCUGUUCUGAUUAUUGUGCUGUUUGGAGUUCUGGCCGGCGCCCAGAAUCUGGGCCUGUCAUCUCCUCAUUUGGAAGCAUUCUCCACCGCGAAGGGUUCGGCGGCUACCAUUUUCUCCGUCAUCGAUAGGGUACCGGUAAUCGAUUCGCUGGGAGACAGUGGUCUGCGGCCAGCAACAAUCAACGGGGCUAUCGAGUUCACUGAUGUUUCCUUCCGCUACCCAGCGAGAAGUGAUGUUCAGGUGCUACAGGGAUUGAAUUUAACCAUUGAAGCAGGAAAGACGGUUGCGCUGGUGGGACCGUCGGGUUGUGGAAAAUCCACAUGCCUACAGUUGAUUCAGAGACUGUACGAUCCUCUCAAUGGCACAGUAACUGUCGACGGAACCAAAGUGAACGAGUUGAACAUCAGCUGGUUGCGAUCGCACAUCGGGUUGGUCGGCCAGGAACCUGUUUUGUUUGCUGCCAGCAUUGCGGAGAAUAUUCGCUAUGGAAAUCCGGAAGCUAGCCAAAGUGACAUUGAAAAGGCCGCUAAAAUUGCAAAUUGCCAUAGUUUCGUUACCAAAUUACCAAACGGAUAUCACACGUUGAUCGGGGAGCGUGGUGCGCAGUUGUCCGGUGGACAGAAACAAAGAAUAGCUAUAGCUCGUGCCUUGGUUCGUAAUCCUCAGAUUUUGCUGCUGGACGAAGCCACCUCGGCGCUGGAUCCAAACUCCGAGAGGCGUGUACAGGAUGCGUUGGAAAAAGCCAGUCGCGGCCGUACCACGCUGGUGGUAUCCCACCGAUUGUCGACGAUAACCAACGCAGAUAAGAUAGUGUACAUUGAAAAGGGUGUGGUAGCCGAACAGGGAACCCACGACGAACUAAUGCUCAAGAAGGGCCUGUACCACAGUUUAGUGAUGGCUAGUGGGGCACAGAAAAAGGAAGAGGAUAUCGGAGUCAGUCAGGAGUUGAUUCCGACAGGACCGAAAAGUGAGAUUGCGGAUGACGAUGUUUGCUCGGACGACGAAUCGGAUGGAAGCAAAUCAGGGGAAACCGUCGAGGAGGACAAGGAGGAUGCCUAUCCGGUUUCGAUAACACGACUGUUGAAACUAAACUCUCCGGAGUGGCCCUAUAUCUUGUUCGGCUGUGGAUCGGCUAUUGUUGUGGGAGCAUCAUUCCCAGCAUUCGCCGUUCUUUUCGGUGAAAUGUAUGGAAUUCUCUCGGUAGCUGAUCCAGAAUUCGUACGAGAAGAAUCCAACUUCUAUUCGGUGCUCUUCCUGAUACUAGGUCUCGUGACAGGUUUGGGAACGUUCUUCCAGACGUUCCUCUUUAACAUCGCUGGCGUACGACUAACCUCUCGACUGCGGCAGAAAACGUUCAAGGCAAUCGUCAGCCAGGAGAUGGCUUGGUACGACGAAUCCAAAAAUGCCGUCGGGGCACUUUGUGCUCGUCUCUCCGGUGAUUGUGCCAGCGUUCAAGGUGCCACUGGCACCCGAAUCGGCUCGCUGCUACAAGCCGCAUCCACCAUUUGCAUCGGAGUUGGAAUAUCCUUCUACUAUUCGUGGAAUUUGACUCUCGUUUCGGUGGUUGCCAUCCCAGUGGUGUUGGGAUCCAUCAUCCUGGAAUCUCGCUAUAUGGAGUCCAGCGGUUUGAAGGAAAAGCAAUCGUUGGAAAGCGCCAUCAAGUUGGCGGUUGAAGCCAUUUCAAAUAUCCGGACUGUGGCGAGUUUAGGACAGGAGCCACAUGUUCUCGAGCGGUACACCAAGGAAACGCUGAAAGUGGAUGCAGCCUGUAAAAAGAAAACUAAGCUGCGUGGAACUGUUUUCGCGCUGGGACAGAUCAUGCCAUUCAUGGGCUACGGAUUAGCUCUGUUCUACGGUGGAAAACUAGUUUCAGAGGAUCAAGUGGAGUACAAGAAUGUGAUAAAGGUUUCUGAGGCUCUCAUUUUCGGUGCGUGGAUGUUGGGGCAAGCCCUUGCAUACGCUCCCAACGUCAACUCGGCAAUGCUCUCUGCUGGACGUUUGAUGAAUCUUCUAGAUCGCGAACCAAAGAUGCAUAACCCAACCAGCUCAUACCACUCAACUCUCCAGAAACACGAAGGCAACAUCAAGUAUUCAAACGUCGAGUUUCGUUAUCCAACAAGACCCAACAUUCCUAUCCUGCAAGGGCUUAAUCUGGAAAUAAAGAAAGGUAACACGGUUGCUCUGGUUGGUCCAUCGGGCUGCGGUAAAUCGACCUGCAUUCAGCUGCUUCUCCGCUACUACGACCCUGACCAUGGCAAAGUAGACAUCGACGGUAUCAACACGACCGAUUUCCACCUGAACCGUAUCCGCUCCCAGAUGGGUCUCGUCUCGCAGGAACCGGUGCUGUUCGACCGAACCAUUGCAGAAAACAUCGCGUACGGUGACAACACGCGGGACAUUGCCAUGCCGGAAAUCAUCGAAGCUGCCAAGAUGGCCAACAUUCACGAAUUUAUCAUCAAUCUCCCCAAGGGUUACGACACCAGCUUGGGUACGAAGGGAGCGCAGCUAUCCGGCGGGCAGAAGCAGCGUAUCGCCAUUGCACGAGCACUCGUCCGAAAUCCCCGAAUUCUACUGCUGGAUGAGGCCACUUCGGCGCUUGACAAUCAGAGCGAAAAGAUUGUUCAAAAUGCGCUGGAUCAUGCCCGGAAGGGUCGAACCUGUAUCAUCAUUGCUCACCGAUUGACCACCGUCCAGAAUGCGGAUGUGAUUUGCGUCAUCCAGAAUGGUACCGUCGCGGAAAGCGGUACCCAUGACGAGUUGAUGGCGCUGAAUAAAAUGUACGCGAAGCUCUACAGUAUGCAGCAAGUGGCGUAGAAGUGACCUUAAUCGCGUUCCACCGGUUCGAUGGAGCUAGAAGACUUUGCGUGCAGCGGUGGGUGUGUGUUUCAAUACACCCAGUUCUCUGACGAGUAUCGAUUCUGGAAAUCCCCCAGAUAGAGGGAGAGAGAUAGAGAAAGAGAGAGAGUGUUCGGAUCUAGAAAUAAUGUAGCAGUGAUAUUAAAACGCCUCCUAACUUAUUGCCUAAAGAUUCGUAUGCUUAAGUGUGUAUAAAUGAAAUGUUUCCGAAGUUUAGGUAGAGUAUUUUUUAUAUGUUUAGAACUGACAAAUUCACUAUCAUUGCUUGUAAAUAAUGACAAAAAAUGAUGAACCACUACACUACACUGUAGCAAUCGUGUACAUUAAUGAUCGUUCAAAUGAUCGCACAAACAAAAAUCAUGUUCGGUAUUGCAAAAGAAUUACUCAUUAUUCCUCCAAGCAAUUCUCAAAAGUGAUAACAGAUACGAAGUUCGAAUGCACUAUGCUUGUAUUAUUAUUUAUUUGUACUUACGGAAUAAACCUUCACCAGUAAAUGGUGAUUUUAAAAAGUUAA
Molecule: messenger RNA, 4996 nt
Organism: Toxorhynchites rutilus septentrionalis
Lineage: Eukaryota; Metazoa; Arthropoda; Insecta; Diptera; Culicidae
Gene: Mdr49
Product: multidrug resistance protein homolog 49
Exons: 10
Coding region: 523-4440 (1305 amino acids)
Biological process (GO): transmembrane transport
Cellular component (GO): membrane
Molecular function (GO): ABC-type transporter activity; ATP hydrolysis activity; ATP binding
Source: RefSeq, a predicted model, not a curated record